AUGCCUUUAAAAACUGCUUGGUCGACUCGUCGUGGUUUGGCUGGAGAGGCGAUGACCCCUCGAAGAGGAGCAACGCCUAGUAGUAGGCUUCGACCGAGGUUAUCAUCCGGCGGUGACGACUCUGACGGGUGCACCGACGACAUUGGCGACCAACCGGGUGUUAACAGUGUUGUGAAGGUUUUUUGCACGCACUCUGAGCCCAACUAUUCGGCGCCGUGGAGUUCCAAGCCCCAGGUCUCCAGCACGUCGACUGCAUUUGCGUUCACCGCAGAUGGCUGUGGUGACACAUCUCGAGGGUUGCUGCUCACUAAUGCCCAUAGCGUUAAGCAUGCUGCUGUUAUUCAAGUGAAACCCCGUGGUAGUUCAGCCAAGGUCGUCUGCAGAGCUCUUUGUGUGGCAUCUGAGUGCGAUCUGGCUAUUUUGGAACCUGUUUUCGAGGAGUUCUGGAGUACUUUGGAGCCGCUAAAGUUAGCGAGAAAGCUACCGAAGCUUGGUGAUGAUGUUACGGUGGUUGGAUACCCUGUAGGAGGAGACAACACCUCUGUUUCGCAAGGUGUGGUGAGCCGUAUAGACUUGCAAGAGUACACUGCUCAUGGUUCGCCUGGAGCUCCUAGACUACUUGCGAUACAGAUUGAUGCUGCGAUUAACCCAGGAAACAGCGGCGGCCCAGCGGUGGACAACAACGGACGGUGCAUCGGAGUAGCGUUUCAAGCCUUGAGAGGUGAAGGAACCGAGAAUAUCAGUUAUAUAAUACCAACUGAGAUUGUCAGACACCUUCUGGAGGACUUUUACAAGAAUGGCAGAUAUACUGGAUUUGGUGAUGGUGGCUUCGUAGUGCAGCCAUUGGAGUCGGCAUAUAUCCGUAAGGAACUCGGCAUGCCUCCUAACUUGACUGGUGUACGAGUUCGUCGUAUAGAGGCAGCAACGUCAGCAGCUAGUGUGUUGAAGGUUGGUGAUGUCGUGACCAGUAUAGGAGAACACAACAUUGCCAACGAUGGGACUGUUCCUUUUAGACAGGGCGAACGAAUUCCUUUUAUCUACUUGUUGCAAAGACAUUUUGUUGGUGAUACUAUAUCGAUUGGAAUAUUCAGGGACCACAAAAACGAAGUGUUCAACUUGAAACUGAGCAAAAUUGACCCUCUUGUGCCGGUGGAACCAAGAUUCGGCCCUGAUAUCUCAUCGUUGCUGGUUUGGUGUUUUUGCCUCUGA
This is a messenger RNA of Perkinsus marinus ATCC 50983, 1209 nucleotides long. Its product is annotated as serine protease, putative. The transcript has 15 exons. Lineage: Eukaryota; Perkinsozoa; Perkinsida; Perkinsidae. Bases 1 to 1209 code for a protein of 402 amino acids. The record is from RefSeq and is a predicted model, not a curated record. Gene Ontology annotation, molecular function: serine-type endopeptidase activity; protein binding. Gene Ontology annotation, biological process: proteolysis.